AUGAGUUAUAGAAACCCUUUUUCUAAUUUAUCAAACACCGCUCCAACAACCACAGCAACAACAAACAAGACAGCAUCACCUACCUUGACAAGUGUAAAGCUUGGUGGUUUGUUGUGGAAUGAUACUUGUUGUGGAUUGGAGGGUCAAGAAUCGUUUAUUCACGAUGAGACAUCACCAGAGGAGAGUCGUUUUGAGGCACUUCAAUCAUUGGCUAAUGGUCAAAUAGAUCAAUAUAGACAUAAAUUUAAUAGUAAAGAAGCAGAAAAGAAAGCAAUAUUUGAAGAAUUCAAUAGAGAUCAACAUGGAGUGAUGGCAAAGUUAAAGAAUAAUAUGCAAUCACUUACUACCUUUGGAAGUGCAAUACCACAACAACAGACUACUGUAUUUGGUCAGGCAGCGACAUCGUCUGCAUUUGGUUCACAACCAUCAACAUCUGCAUUUGGUUCGCAACCAUCAACAUCUGCAUUUGGUUCACAACCAUCGGCGUUUGGGAAUACCUCUGCAUUUGGUCAACCUUCUUCAGGUGGUGUGUUUGGUUCGUCAGGUGCAUCAAGUAAUCCAACAGAAUCGGUGUUUGGAUCGACACCAGCAUCAGCAUUUGGUUCACAACCAUCAACAUCUGCAUUUGGUGGUGCCAAUACCUCUGCAUUUGGUCAACCAUCUACAUUUGGGGGAUCUCCUACCACUGGCAAUCCAUCAGUAUUUGGAUCGUCACCAACAUCGGCUUUUGGACAACCAUCAACACCGACAUCAGCGUUUGGAUCAACACCAACAUCAGCAUUUGGACAACAAUCGACAUCAACAUCAGCAUUUGGACAACAAUCAACACCAACAUCAGCUUUUGGGUCAACUACGCCAUUUGGUUCAACAUCAUCAUCAACACCAUUUGGUCAACCUCCUUCUACACCACCAUUUGGGUCUAGUAAUCCUACGGGGUCGGUGUUUGGUGGACAACAACAGCAACAGCCAUCUCCAUUUGGUGUGACAAGUACUCCUUCAACAGGAUCGGUAUUUGGGGGACAGCAACAACAAACGGUAUCACCCUUUUCAUCGGGAGGUGGAGGUUCAGUAUUUGGUGGACAGCAGCAAACUUCUACACCUUUUUCAAAUCCAACCAACUCUGGAGGCACUGUGUUUGGACAAACACCAUCCACGCCAUCACCAUUUGGCACAACCAACCCAACAAGCUCUGGAGGAAGUGUAUUUGGACAAACACCAUCCACACCAUCACCAUUUGGCACUAAUCCAACCAAUAAUAAUAAUCCAACAAGUGUAUUUGGACAACAAACACCAUCCACUCCAUUUGGCACUAAUCCAACUGUCUUUGGACAACAACAACAACAACAAACCUCUCCAUUUUCAAAUAAUAAUACAUCCUCUUCGGUGUCUCCAUUCCAACCUGGACCCUCACCUUUUUCCAAUACCAAUACAUCCACAACCUCUCCUCCAUCAUCACCAUUUGUUCCAACAACUAAUAAUAAUAAUAAUAUUCAAUCCACGACACCUUUAUCAACAAACUUUAAAAUGCCAACCACUACACCAUCAGAGAUUGAUAUUGAGAAAUUCAGAGCACUUAGUUUCACACUUUUUGACAUUCCUGAAAUGCCACCUCCACGCGAACUUAUUUUUUAA
Molecule: messenger RNA, 1632 nt
Organism: Cavenderia fasciculata
Lineage: Eukaryota; Evosea; Eumycetozoa; Acytosteliales; Cavenderiaceae
Product: WD40-like domain-containing protein
Exons: 2
Coding region: 1-1632 (543 amino acids)
Source: RefSeq, a predicted model, not a curated record